GAUUAUUGAAAGUUGUGCAUAAUAUUAAAAGGGUUGUUUCUUCAUUAACUCUCACUCAGUGCCAGGCCAUAUGCCAGCCGGUUUGGAAAUAUAUAACUUUUCUUUUCCAAACCCCAUUAAAACACUUCUGGCACCACCUUGCGUUCACACACAGCUUGUCACUCAGAAGUGAGAUCUCUCUCAUUCACUCAUCUCUCACUUCCCCCACCCCCACCCAAUCCACUCUCAUCCCUCUCCUCAUGAUAGAGAAUACUUGUGAUCUCUCUGAGAGCUAUAGCGACAAUGCAAGACGCAAUUGGGAUUCCAGCAUGCUUCUCUUCUGCUCUGAAGUCAAGUGAUGAUCACACAACCGUGACUCGUUUAGGCCAGAGCGUGCACAUGUCCCUGUACAGAACAAAGAUUGCUGACCAGUGCCGCUUGAUCACCAUCACAUGGUGCAAAAACGUGAUGCUCCAUGGGCUUUCAGUAUCAGUGGAAGGCCCAGAAGGAGAGGCCCAAUACUGCUGCAAGGUGGAGCUGAAACCAUGGUACUUUUGGAGAAAACAAGGUUCCAAGCACUUUAUCGUACACGGUGACAAAGCCGUUGACGUUUUCUGGGACCUUAAAGCCGCGAAAUUCCACGGCGAGACAGAACCAACCUCGGAGUACUACGUUGCCGUGGUGUGCGACAAAGAGGUCGUGCUUCUGAUCGGUGAUUUGAAAAAAGAAGCUUACAGAAGAACCGGGUGCAGACCAGCGCUUAUUGACCCAAUUUUGGUUUCGAAAAAAGAACACAUUUUUGGGAAGAGAAAGUUCUCUACAAGAGCCAGGUUUCACGAAAAAGGUAGGUGCCAUGAGAUCUCAAUAGAGUGCAAGAACAAGAGCAACAACAACAUUGGAGGAGAUGGAGAUAAGAUUCAGCCAGAGAUGGAGAUAAAAUUAGAUGGGCACGUGGUGAUCCACGUGAAGCGCUUGCAAUGGAAGUUUAGAGGGAACGAGUCGAUUCAUCUCAACAAGAUGAGAGUGGAGGUGUAUUGGGAUGUUCACGAUUGGCUCUUUAGUCCUGGUUUGAAACAUGCUUUGUUUAUUUUUAAGCCUGUUUUGUCAUCAUCCAAUAUUUCUCUGUCAUCAUCGCAUUCAAUUUCAUCAUCUUCACCACCGUUGUCAUCAUCAUCCACACCGUUAUCUACUCAAACGGGGAGUUCUGGGUCGCUGGAAGGGUUCAGUGUCAGCGAGUCUUCAGAGUUUUGCUUGUUUCUAUAUGCUUGGAAGGUUGAGCAGUGAAAAUUGAAGAAAAAGGAUCGUGCCAUGGUGUCAGCGUAACGGUAUUAUUAUUAAUAUUGUGAUGGACUUAUUGUAUCAUCUAAGGGGAAAAAUAACGAUGGGAAAUGACUUGGUGGCUCUUCAAGUUAUGGAGAAAGAAUGCAAUGGUAAUGAUGAUGACGUUGAGAAUGGUUUGGGACAUGAAAGAAAGAGAGAGAGAUUUGGAUUGAGAAGGGUGGUGAGGCCCAGAGAGUUAGUUACAGCUGGGGUUGAACAAUGGCGCGCAUAAAUGGACAAAAACGGAUUGAAUCGCACACACAUGCCCAAUAAUUCUCCAUGCUUCCACGUCAUUCUACAUCUGUCAUCUACUGCUUUGGAAAUUCUUUAUCUCUCUCGAUCUGAUCUUGAGAAGCGAACUAUGUAUAUGUAAUAUAUGUUUUUUUUUUCUAUAAAUAUUUAUCAACUAAUUAAUGGUGCAUGUUAUGUAAAGCUUAUAUAACAUAAAUAUAUAUAGACAUUAGAUUAUUGAACUGAA
Glycine soja is the source of this 1777-nucleotide messenger RNA. RefSeq lists its product as uncharacterized. NCBI's taxonomy places the organism in Eukaryota, Viridiplantae, Streptophyta, Magnoliopsida, Fabales, Fabaceae. The coding region runs from base 283 to 1263 and encodes 326 amino acids. The record is from RefSeq and is a predicted model, not a curated record. The transcript has 2 exons.